AUGGCUCAUGCUCUGAUCUUUGGCGCGUCCGGUAUCUCGGGUUGGUCGCUUCUGAACCAGACUAGAGUAUAUCCAUCCGAGACAGCAUUCAAGCGAAUCACUGGCAUAACAAACCGCCCACUCGCCCUUAAUCAGGCGCUUAUCGCUGAAGAUGAGAGGAUCAAGCUUGUUUCCGGUAUUGAUUUGAGGACUGGAGUUGAAGAGGUUGUGGCAAAACUUCAGGACCAGAUUCUUGACGUUGCCACAGUAACUCAUGUCUUUUUUACCGCAUACAUUGAGGAGAAGACUCCUGAAAAGAUGAAAAUAACAAACACACAUAUACUAGAGGUUGCUAUCCAAGCUGCUGAGAAGGCUGCACCCAAUUUGAAGACAUUCAUUCUUCAAACUGGCGGAAACGGAUAUGGACUAGAAUUUCCAGACCAAGUGCAAAUCAAGACGCCCUUGUCAGAGUCCUUUCCUCGUAUUCCUGAACCUUGGGCAAGCAAGGUAUUUUACUACGCGCAACAUGACCUACUCGUAGCGGCGUCCCGGAACAAGAAGUGGACAUUUUCCGAGAUUCGACCAGAAGUCAUUGUUGGCUUUUCUCCGUCAUCGAACUUCAUGAAUCUGGCACAAGGCCUUGGCGCUCUCCUCUCACUCUACAAGGAGGUGAAAGGAGCGGGGACCUCAUUUCCGUUCCCGGGAACCUUGAGUGGCGAUAACGCCACUUUUACGGACACUUCCCAAGACAUACUCGCUAAAAUGGAGAUCUUUGCCGCCUUGAAUCCAGACACAUGUGGCAAGGGCGCCAUCAUCAAUAUCGCGGACGGGCCGACCAUGACCUGGGCGCAACUAUGGCCCAGACUCUGCGAACAUUUUGGACUUAUUGGGACCGGUCCUCAGGAAAAUAAUACAUCAACACAGGACUUUGUGAGUAAGCACAAGGAUACGUGGCUUGACAUCGCCAAGAGACACGGAUUGAGUGAGACAGUCGUUGAACAAAUGAACUGGGCAUUCAUACACUUUGUGCUGGUUGACUUUGCAUUUGACCGCGACUAUGAUCUAACCUACUCCCGAAAGUUGGGAUUCACGGAGAAGGUCGACACUGUGCAGAGUUACAUCACCGCGUGGGAACGGAUGAGACAGGCAAAGAUUCUGCCACCUAGGGGGUUUUGA
Clonostachys rhizophaga is the source of this 1155-nucleotide messenger RNA. Lineage: Eukaryota; Fungi; Ascomycota; Sordariomycetes; Hypocreales; Bionectriaceae. The record is from the annotation of a GenBank genome assembly.